Molecule: messenger RNA, 588 nt
Organism: Moesziomyces aphidis
Lineage: Eukaryota; Fungi; Basidiomycota; Ustilaginomycetes; Ustilaginales; Ustilaginaceae
Source: the annotation of a GenBank genome assembly
AUGGUCAACCUCAGAACACAGAAGCGCCUCGCGGCCUCGGUCCUUGGAUGCGGUAAGCGCAAGGUCUGGCUCGACCCCGCCGAGCAGAACGACAUUGGCAACGCCAACUCGCGUGCCAACAUCCGCAAGCUCAUCCGCGACGGCCAGAUCAUCCGCAAGCCCGUCGUCGGCGGCUCGCGAUCGCGUGCCCGCGCCACCGCCGCCGCCAAGCGUGCCGGCCGUGGUACCGGACAGGGUCACCGCAAGGGUUCGUCGGAGGCCCGCAUGCCCACCAAGGUCAUGUGGAUGCGCCGCCAGCGUGUCCUACGCCGUCUGCUGCGCAAGUACCGCGAGUCGGGCAAGAUCGACAAGCACCUCUACCACGAGCUCUACCUCAAGUCCAAGGGUAACGUGUUCAAGAACAAGCGUGUCCUCAUGGAGCACAUCCACAAGGCCAAGGCCGAGGCUGCCCGAUCCAAGCACCUUGCCGACCAGAUGGAGGCCCGCCGUAUGCGCAACAAGGCCAUGCGCGAGCGCCGUGCUCAGCGUGUGCUCGAGAAGCGUGCUGCCAUCAUCGCCGUCGAGAACGAGGCCGAGGAGAAGAAGUAA